AUACCCACCACUCUUCCUCCUCCCUGUCUUCUUUCUCUCUCCCUUCAACUUCUCUCACUAGACUCGUUCUUUCUCUCUCUUUGUCUGUAUUUUCUGUUACUUUCUCGACAGCUUACUUAGGGUUCUCAUUUUUUAAUUCAUGCUUUUUUAUUUCACUUUUGGGGAUUCAAAUUCAAAGCACAAAAAAAAUAAAGAUUUCUUCUUCUUCACAAAUACUUGCUACAUUUCCAACGUUACUUUCUCUCUCUAUCUCUUUCUGCUUCUCUCUUUGCUUUGAAGUUUCUACGAAGAAGACUCUUCCAAGAUCCAAUGAUCUGGUCAUAUGAAACAAAAAACGAUAGCGUGGCUCGAGUUUUUGAUUAUGGCGUACGCUGCUCGUGAUGAUUUUGAUGUUACAAGGUUAAUUUAUAGGUCAUAAAGGAAGUUAAGAUGAUUAAUUCUUGUUGAAUUGAGGCAAUUUUUUGAAUUUUUGAGGAUUUUUGAGUUGACAAAUUGAUAUAGAAAUGGCUAUAGCGGGUUUGCACAAUGUUCCUGUGAUUGAUUCUAAUAUUUUGAGGGAGUCUCAAUCAUCAUCAUCGGGUCGUGUCGGAAAUCAAGGAAGUGUUAGCACCCGCGCAUCCUCAAUCCGGCAGAUGUGGCUGGAACUUGAAGAUGAAUGCGUGGUGAAUCGGGUCCGGGAACGAGGAAGGAUAAGGUUGUUACAGCAAGAUAGAAAUGGGGGAUUGUCUAAUUAUCAGGAAGGAGAUAACAGGGGAGGUUUGGAGGAUUCGAGUGAGAGCGAAAAUGGGUCUGUGAUCAAUUCUGAGAGUCUAAUGGGAAAUUUGAAUGAGCAAGAUGAUCAUCAGAGUUUAACAUCUGAGCAAUCUAUAGAUUUUGGGCAAGUUGAAAGAGAACGAGUUAGGAGAAUUUUUCAGGAAUGGAAGAAUAAUGGUGGAGCUUCUCAGGGAGGGAAUGUUCCCCAUCGAAAUCGAGGUUCAAGGGCUCAGUGGCUUGGUGAGAAUGAGCGUGAAAGGGUUCGAGUCGUACGAGAAUGGAUUCAGACGAAUAGUCAGUCAAGAGAUGAUCAAGGUUCUGAAGUUGGUUCUCAGAUUGAACAAGUCCGUGAUGGACAAGUUGUUGAUGUUAAUGAAGGUCAAGCCGAGAAUGGUCGAAGGCGGAUUCGUAGGCUAUGUGGGAGGCAGGCGCUGCUCGAUUUAUUGGCCAAGAAGGAGCAAGAACGGCGCGAAGAACUUCAGGGUUUGGAGAUGACUCAUCCUGUUAGUCGUUUUGCUCAUCGAAAUCGAAUUCAGUCAUUACUUAGAAUCCGGUGUUUUCAGAACAUGCGAUCAGCUGAGUUGCAGAGUCCCCGUUCUACUGCAGAAAGCGAACUGGGAUUGCUUAGGCAACGGCAAACUGUGUCUGGUUUGAGGGGAGGCUUUCUCUCCAGAUUGGACAACAAUGUUCAGGUUCAUGCAAGCGACCUCUCCAGUGGUUCUUCUGAUAACAAUGCACAUAGAUAUAGAGAUGAUCAAACCCAGGAUAACAGCACAAAUGAGGUCAUUGAUGUCGCUCAUGGACAAAGGGAUAAUGCUAACGAGGACCUUGGUCAAAAUGAGCUUGCAAAUGAGGUCCUUAAUGCUGACCAUGCACAACAUGAUCCUGAGAAUGAGGUUCUUGAUGAUACUUGUGAAGAAAGUGUUCUUGAAAGAAAUUUUGAUGUUGGUCCAUCUACAAAUGUAAAUCAACAAAGAAAAAUUUCCAGUGGAUGCACUAGUUCACAACAAGUGGAAGAGAGAUUGGACCUUGCUUCUGACGGGGAAAGAUCCGAAACUGUUAAUAGUGAGCCACCGAACGGUUCUUCAGACGAGGUUUACUUACCAAUGAAUUCUCAAGAACCUUCAAGAAGUGGAAGUGGGGAAUUUAGUGAUCUGACAGAAAUUCAUGAAAUGUCCCAUAAUUUUGACACCCGCAGUGAAAUUAACACUGAUAAUCAAUUAGAUGAUGAUAUCAAUGCAUCUGAAGAUGUUAACGGCCAAGAACCCAGUAUCCCGGUUGAGGAUUGGUCCCAACAGAUGUCCAUGUUUGACGAAAGCAGAUGGCAAGGUAGCGUUCUAUCAAACCAGUGGAGUGCUGAUCAGGUUGAAACAGAUAGACAACACUGGCAUGGUGUAGAUGGAGAAGAAUCUCAAACUGCUCUAGAAAGUGAAGUCGGAGAGCAAAAUGAUGCACAAGACUACUGGCAUGAAAAUGGUUCUCUGGAGACACCAACAGAUUGGUUAGGAGUGCCUUCCAGUUCAGGAGUGACUGGUAGACUCGAUACUUAUUAUUUCUCGGAUGAUGAUAAUGUGUAUCACAUGGAGCUCCGAGAACUUGUAAAUAGAAGAACAGUUUCAAGUCUUCUUCAUAGUGAUUUUCGUGAGAGUCUGGACCAAUUGAUACAAUCAUACGUGGAGAGGCAAACCCAUGCUCCUGAUGAUUGGGAGUUACAUGAAAUGUCUCUUCCUCCUUUCCCAGCACAGAAUCAAAUUCAUCGAGGUACAGAGCACACUGAGGAGUUGGGAUCUGAAGACAAUCUUGCUGAUCAAAGUCGGCAAACACUGCCUAGACCACCACCUCUCCCUCAGGCGCAUUGGGGACAUCAUGCUAAUCGGUCGUUCCGUGAAUCACGACAACGUCCUGGAACUGAAUGGGAGAUCAUAAAUGAUUUGAGGAUUGACAUGGCUAAGCUGCAGCAACGAUUGAACAACAUGCAGAGAAUGCUGGAAGCCUGCAUGGACAUGCAACUUGAACUGCAACGAUCUGUUAGACAGGAGGUUUCCGCAGCUUUGAACCGAUCCGCCAGUCCAUCAGACUUGUUAGCGAACACAAUCCCUAAAGACAGUUCCAAAUGGGAUUGCGUAAGGAAAGGCAUAUGCUGUAUAUGUUCUAGCACCAACAUCGACUCUUUAUUGUACAGAUGUGGGCACAUGUGCACAUGUACAAAAUGCGCGGAUCUAUUAGUACAAGGGAACGGAAACUGUCCGAUGUGUCAGGCGCCAGUUAUGGAGGUGAUCCGAGCUUAUUUUAUACAAUAGAAUGACUAAAGUGGAGGACGAGAGUUGGUAGUUUACGCCAACAUAAUCUCAUUUCGGUUUUUUUGAGGCAGUUUCUUGGUGCUCAUCCUCCUAAUUUACACACAAUCGAAAUUCUUUCCCUUUUCGAUAAAAUUUUCUUUGUAAAUCCUGAAAAACUGAGAUAGAAAAUAGCCUCUAUUUAAAAGGAAAGGAAACAAAACCCAGAUAAGCAAAUGGGUUCAGUUAUAUUUGUAUCUAUGUUGAGCUUACAAGAAGCUACUGGAAGGAGUGAUGUUUAGCUUUGUAUCUGGAAUUGGAUGAAUGUACAUAUAAUUUGGAGUAUGCUCAUAAUUUAUAUCACAAAUUUCUCAUUAUUAAACUAA
This is a messenger RNA of Amaranthus tricolor (Joseph's coat), 3415 nucleotides long. RefSeq lists its product as uncharacterized. The transcript is spliced from 8 exons. The record is from RefSeq and is a predicted model, not a curated record. NCBI's taxonomy places the organism in Eukaryota, Viridiplantae, Streptophyta, Magnoliopsida, Caryophyllales, Amaranthaceae. The coding region runs from base 504 to 3053 and encodes 849 amino acids.